AUGUACCAGCCUAGUCCCCUGUCCGGCCGUCCCGUUCGGUUGACCUGGUUGGGCGACCCUCCUCUUCUCUCCUCUCCUGAUCGAGUGUCGGCCACAUGUACACCCUCUAACCUGUUCAUCAACUGGCCUCUCCCUUCUCUCGCGCUCUACUUCAGUUUGUCGCCCGUGGACAUCUACAGGAUAAUGAGCCGACUUCGGAUCGAGAAAUCAAGUCGAGUGUUCAGACGACCCGAGGCCCGAGAACCAUUUCACCUCACACUGCUCUCUUGUGCGUGA
Messenger RNA from Protopolystoma xenopodis, 276 nucleotides. The record is from the annotation of a GenBank genome assembly. NCBI's taxonomy places the organism in Eukaryota, Metazoa, Platyhelminthes, Monogenea, Polystomatidea, Polystomatidae.